GAGAGACAGAGAGAGAGAGGAGGGGGGAGGGAGCAUAGUGAUUGCUGAGUGACUGAGAGCCUUGUCAACCAGGUGGAGUCAGGUGCAGCCGCCCAGGACUGGGACAGCAGCAUAGCUCUCCAAUGUAGAGGGGAGUGACUAGUGGAACUACAGCUACACCCUGACUGACACCCCGAGGAAUAACAGACUGUGGAGUUUUCUUUUCUUUAUCAACUGGAGCGGGAAAUCUAGCACUGGACUGUCAGAGUGAAACUUUAUUCCCCUCUGCUCUCUCUCUUUCUCUCUCUUUCACUCACUCCCUCACUCUGUGUCUCUCUGGCUGGAGCAGGGGGCAGGUGGUGACUGUGUGAGCUUGUACAGUAUACUCCGGAAAGAGAGUGAGAGGAAGAGAGUAAGGGAAAAGGAAGGCGUGUGAGACAGAGAGAGGAAGAGAGAGAGCAGACACUGGACGGGACGGGUCAGAUAUGCUUCGCUAUGGCUCGUCAAGAGUGGUCACCAGCACCACCACCGAUGACUCUCCGGAUCUUUCCAGUGAGAGGAUGAUUCGGCGUCUCAGACUAACGCUGCAUUCUGGGGGAAAUGAACUGAAGGAGACCAAGAGCACCCACUCUGACUCUGAUCAGGAAGUAGGAGGAGAGAAGGAAAAAGUUGUCAAUGGGACACGAAAGAAAAAUGGCCUGAUCCAGCGAGAGAGACCGGCGGGCAGGGAGUCACCUGAACAGGCCCUGUUUCAGAGAGAAACAAAAGCGGGACAGCAGGAGCUCAUAUACUGGGUUGCAGAAACACGACACCCUCGCUGCACCCUGCACUGUUGUAGUCACUGGUCCCCAACCUCCAGUUUAGACUGCUCAGCAGCAAUACUUGAAAUACCUAAGCCUGCACAGCACCUCGGAGCGGUGACCAAUGGGGUGCAAGAGACGCCGCAGCAGCCAGGGCCCAAGGUGUACGGAGUGGUGCAGAGGACAGGCUCCGACAAACAACAGGAAGUGAUGGCGUGCGAGUGGUCUGUCAAUCACCUGAGGGAUGAGAUGAGAUACAUCAAGGAGGUGAGAGACUCCUUGGAAAAGGUCAGAGAGCGGAUGUAUGGCCAGUUUGGAGGAAUGCAACAGUCAAUGGAGAAACUAUCUCAAGAAAUCAGGUCGGCAAACUCCCAGAGGCGGAGUCUAGAGGCCGAGGUGAAGGUGAGAACAGCAGCUAUGGAGAGCUUCGACCAGAUGAACAGCUCCCUCAUAUCCUCCAACAUCGAUCUGCAGGUUCCUUUGCAGAAAUCCCUCCUGGAGAACUGCCAGAACCGUGUACACAAGCGGGAUGAGGUGAGGAACCUGCGCAGCUCCUGUGAGAAGGCUGAGGAAAAGCUGAGAGAGAAGGAAAGACAGCUGGUGGCUGCAGAGGCUGAGAACCGCACGCUUAAACUACAGGUGGAGACGUCCCAGCAGAACAGCAGCCAGGUCGUGCAAGAUGUGACAGCCAGGCUGCAGAAGCAGCACGAGGAGAGACUGAGGGAGGAGCAGAGAAAACACAGAGAGGAGAUUGAGAAUCUUCAGGCCCAAAUUGAUGAGUAUGUGAAGCGACUGGAGGAGGCAGAGAGGAAUGCGAAGAUCUUAGAGGCCAAGAUUGCUGAGAGAGACCAGAGGAUUAGUGAGGUUGAGCGCCUGCUGGACUGCAUGGGACAGGAAAAGGGCCAUCUUCAGAUGAAACUGCAGGAGAGUGAACAACGUCUUCACUCGCUGGAACUCACAGACAAAACAAAUUCAUCAGCUUCCAAGAGGUCUCAGCAGCUUGAAGAAGAGGCAUCAGAGCUCAAGGAGAGAAUAAAGCACUUGAACGACAUGGUCUUCUGCCAGCAGAGGAAGGUCAAAGGCAUGAUAGAAGAGGUUGAAUCGUUACGAACUAAAGUGGCACAGAAGGACAUGUUCAUCUCAGAGCUUUUGGACAGAAUCGCUAUUGUGGAGUGUGAGAAUAAUCAGUUAGAAGACAACUUGAAGUAUUUUGUGUCUGUGCAGAGUGCUUCGAGAGAAGUAAUACAAACCAGAGAGAUAGGAGUGAGCUGCAAUCUGCUCCCCAGACCUGAGGCGAUGAGGGGGGAUGAUGAGCCUGAUUUCCAGCCCCCCCAUGUUUACCCGGAAUUCCUGCCCUCCCCAGCCCAAUUCCAACCCCGGCAUAGUCCAGCUCAGCCUCCAUCAAUACAGCUCCUUUCCAGAACACACCGGCCAGGCCCUCUGCCACCCAGCAGACUGGAGUGUAGUUUACUGAGGUAUUCUCCUUUUGAGUACAGCCGGUCCCUGCAGUCCAGUCCUCCAAGGUCCUGUGGAACUCUGACAAGUCCAACGCUGUCCGAAUCUGCCCCUCUGAGCCCAGUGCAGUCAGGCCCCGACCAAGCCAUCUCAGACACGGCCUCCAGUGAGGAGAAGCCUCCUUCAGGCCCACCCUGCUCUCCAGCAAGAUCCAGUCGUAUCUAUACUCCUUUCAUGAGACUUAUGGAGAUAACAGCUAAGAUUAAUAUUGAGUAGCUCAUCAUACAGUAUUGUUUGAUAUCUGGGGUGGAACACAGUUUGCACUGCAUUGUAAAUCACAAUGGGAGUAUUCUGUAUAGGCUGUAAAUAGUGCUCAGUGAAUGUACUUUCAUGUUUAUAAAGGUUUAUAUUUAUACUGUAUCUUUUUCUGCAAUUUUUCUCAGAAAGCAUUAUUAUUUUCUUAUUCCCUCAAAUAUGUAUACUAAAUAUUUAUUAAAAUAUACCGUUUGUUGUGCCUUUGUUAACAGCUUGCUUAAUGAUACCCAACAUUGGUUGUGGGAAUCUGUUACUUUUUCCUGUGAAAUGAAUAUUACCUAAGUUAAUAUGGGUGGUAAGGCCUACAAAAAGACUACCUAUGUUUUUAAGGAACUGCCAUUCCUGAGCCAAUUAAUUGCAUAAAGUCUAACUAAAUUUGUAGAUGUUGUCUACACUGCCAGGACUGUGUUGAAGGUGUUGAUGAACCAAGAAACUAGAGCUCUAUGAUGUGCCUUUCUGAAUGAGACAUAUCCAGUGAAUUGUUUAAAUCAGUGUACUUGAAAAGGCGAAUAAAACUAUCCCCAUCAUUGAUAGCUUUUGUCU
This is a messenger RNA of Hypomesus transpacificus, 3092 nucleotides long. RefSeq names its product myocardial zonula adherens protein. Gene Ontology annotation, biological process: intracellular signal transduction. The transcript is spliced from 15 exons. The record is from RefSeq and is a predicted model, not a curated record. NCBI's taxonomy places the organism in Eukaryota, Metazoa, Chordata, Actinopteri, Osmeriformes, Osmeridae. Gene Ontology annotation, cellular component: intracellular anatomical structure. The coding region runs from base 465 to 2510 and encodes 681 amino acids.